Messenger RNA from Strongylocentrotus purpuratus (purple sea urchin), 2781 nucleotides. Its product is annotated as UPF0561 protein C2orf68. Lineage: Eukaryota; Metazoa; Echinodermata; Echinoidea; Camarodonta; Strongylocentrotidae. The record is from RefSeq and is a predicted model, not a curated record. The transcript has 4 exons. The coding region runs from base 49 to 501 and encodes 150 amino acids.
CAUAUCGCAUGCACUGAUCAUCAUCUUGAAGACUUUAUCAUCAUCAUCAUGGAAGACAAGGACUUGGCUCCAGAGCUAGGCGCCAGCGACCACGGUUGUGUUUCUCGCUUAGAUCUUACUUCUGGAUUCAUGAAACAUAUCAUUCGCAACCAACAAAGGAGGGAUGAUUAUGACAAAGAAGUGAGAGUAAUGCAAGAGCAACAGAAAACUACAGCAAAGGAAAACAAGAACCAUGCAAGGAAACCCGGACAAAGUAUCUACGUUCCACCUGCAAAAGCAAGUAAAGGUAAUGGACGUAUCAAUGACUAUGACAAAAACGUCUUCAAGCUUCAAUAUGAGGCCCCGGAUAGAGAGGUUUCAGAAUGGCUAGUCCACAAGGGUGAUGAUCCACAUGGCAUAGCAGAGCGUUUUGGUAGACAGUGCAGACUCAGCUCACCUCUCAUCAAGGCUCUAGGAUCUUUCAUUGAGGAAGAAAUGGACAAGAGAGGACUCCACACAUGAAGUCAGGUCAAAGUUGAGGUCACAGGUCAAGAUGAGAUCAAAGGCUAAGAUGAUACCUACCAAGUUGGAUAUAUGAAAAAAUAGAUCAAACUGAAUUCUUUUUUUGUGUGUAUGUUUGCCAUGAAAUGCCUCGUUGAUUCUAGAAUAUUGAUGCAGUGCAUGUCAUUUCGUAAUCCAGGUGAUAGGGCAUGGUUUUACAGUGCUGCCAUGUGUUCCCGACACGGCACUAAUGUCGUUUUGCGAGGCAUUAAUCUACAUUUGCCAGUAUAUACCCAUGGGAAGAAAUGGGGACCUGGUAGGAUGACGAAAGCCUUUGUGGCAGUAAUUGCUACAAUGACCAUAUGAUAGGAAUACUCCCCAGGGAGUGUAGAUCAUGGUGCAAAACUGUACAUUGUGCGUGACUGGAUCCGAAGACAGGGUUAUACAUGUACAUGUACAUGUAAUAUCUGUAAAGUGCUUAGAGAUAGCAUUUUGUAUUAAGCGCUGAUAUAAAUCCAGAUUAUUAUUACCAGAAGUUCAGACUACAUGAUCAAAAAUCUUGCAGUACAUUAUUUUAUGUGUAAUGUACAUGAUCGCAUUAUUCAUGUGGAAAGGCACUCAAGAUGAAACAAAAAAGGCCUUGGAGAUGUCCAGGAAAAUUCUAAUAGUGUGUGAUGAAUUAUCAAUCGCUUUGGCCACAGACGUUCUUCAGUUCAAGGUGGCCCAAACUGCCCGACCAACACGGAUGAUUGGACAGAUAUAGCUGGACCAUCCAUGGUCAUCCGUAGGGUGAUCCGUGACUAUGUGAUUGGGGCUAAGCCACUUCUAUACAAAGCCUAAAUCAUCUGUAACAUUGUAUGUUUAUUAUGUUUUCAGGUGUUUUCUGUUGCGCAAUUCAAACCAAAUUUGGACGAAGUAUGUACAUGUAGGUGCAUGGAAGGAUGAACGGAUUAGAUUUUGGGUGUAAGAGCUUGCAGGUCAACAGUUGGAGUGUCCUAAAGUUGUUAAAACUUAAGAGAUAACUUAAAAAUAUCUCAUUAUCAUGAUAACUUGAAAAGCAUUGAAUCAAUUGAAAUGAGACGUGGACCAAGUAUGUGUGAGCAUGCAAGAAUUAAUUGAUAAGCUUUUGGUUUGCAUGCAAGAGGUCAAAGGUGAAAGUUCACAGGUCAUAAAUGUUUUUAAAUUCCCAGUAAAUGUAUAAUUACUGUGAUAACUAAUACCAAAUUAGAACCGAUGCCUUAUGGGGUUUAAUACAGAUGAUGCAUUCUUAACGUACAUUUUUUCUAUGUUCAGCAGAGGUUUUUUUAGCUGCAUAGCCACACUCGUCUUGUUACGAUGUGUGAUUCUGUUUGUAGGCUUUUUUAUUUAUUUUUUUAUUUGAUUUUUUUUUUCAUUGCUCAUCGGCCAGGAUGGCAUAACAUUUGUUAAAAUGCAUUUUCAAGCAUGUUACUUGCUGAAUAAAUUUGUGCUAUUUCUCUCAUUUGGUGGCAUUCAUCCUACAGGGUAAAUGGAUUUUCAUGCUCAAGUGAAUGAUAGAUUGGAGGAAUAUUGUAUUCAUCAAAGUUUUGACUAUCAUAGCUUUGCUAUAUGUUUGUUUGUGCUUGCAAGUUAGGAAUAGAUUAUCAGGGACAAGUUUGUAUAAUUUGAAUAGUAAUCAUGUUGCAGAAGAUUUUUGUUAUGAUUAGUGACCAGCUGAAAGCUGCCUUAAUAUCAGCUAUAUGUAUUUAUUUAUUUAUUAAGUAUCAGAACCUUCAGGGUGAUUAAAUGUUUCAUAUUACAUGGGUUCUUUCGAAAUAUGAGAGAAAUAAUGUAAAAUACAUAGCCCUAUAGUUAUUUAAUAUUGUGAUAACAAUGCUGUUUACAUGUACCGGUACCGGUAAUUGCUGAUUGCAAUGCACGAGUAGGAACUCUACUCAUGCCCUUAUUUUUUUUUAAUGCAAACCAAAGUUGGAUUUUUGUUCUUGUCAAUUGCUCCCCCCCCCCCCCCACCCCCUCCUGACCAUAUUUGUAGCUAGGUUAAGUUUGUGUGAGCUUGCCUAUUAUUCUUGGCUUCAUAUUUAAGAAAAUAUGAUUUACUUUUUAUUUUGUUUUGUUUUGUUUUAAUUAAUAUACAUUGAUGUUCAAAUUGCUAUUUGAAUUAUUUCUAACAAUCACAGUCAUUGACAUCUAGGUCUGCUCUCUAAAUUGAGAAUAAACAAACAAUGUCUUCAUCUACUUGGUGCAUUAUGUAAGUAACUUGAUGAUGCCUUCCAGUAGCUAAAUAAAGGUGUGACAGUGUCGCACAAUCAAAGAUACAGAAAA